Messenger RNA from Saprolegnia diclina VS20, 2206 nucleotides. RefSeq lists its product as hypothetical. The record is from RefSeq and is a predicted model, not a curated record. Gene Ontology annotation, molecular function: protein binding. The transcript has a single exon. Lineage: Eukaryota; Oomycota; Saprolegniomycetes; Saprolegniales; Saprolegniaceae. Bases 1 to 2157 code for a protein of 718 amino acids.
AUGGCCUCGCCUGUGCUUCGAUCAUCCGACCUCGUCGAAGUCAUUGCGUCGUUCCAAGAAGGACUGCCGCAGGACUUGGCGGCUGUCCAGCGCCUCGCCGACGCUGUCGAGCUCACGCCGUGCUCGCCAUACGCAAACUGUGAGCAAACGGGGUACCUCGCCCACGUCCCAGCCCGGUUCGCGUGCCUGCCGUACCUGGAGGGAUACCCCCACCCGACAACCAAGCUGCGUCACCACGCGCUCUUUGUCUCGCCGCGCUUCUACGACCGUGCCCUCGCGCUCCAUCUCUCGAUCGUCGACGGUGAUAUGGCGCUCGUCGAGCGCUGGCUGCGAUGGGAUGCCUCGCUGUGUACGUCGGCGACGCUCGAGCUUGCUGCUGCUGCGUCCCAAGGUCCGAUUCUGCGUCUCCUUUUUGAGCAGUUUGCUACGCUGGCCACGCCCAAGAUGAUGGACCUCGUCGCCAUGUCAGGCGACCUGGUGCUUUUGCGUUGGCUCCACGAGGCAGGUGCAAAGUGCUCCACCGCCGCGAUGGACGGUGCGGCCAUGAACGGGCAUGAUGACGUAGCCGUCUUUCUGCACUCGAUGCGGACCGAGGGCUGUACGAUUGCGGCGGCAACCGCAGCAGCCAUCAAUGGCCAUGCAUCGAUCGUUCGAUUCCUUCUCGAGCAGCGCACCGAAGGCGUCAACCCGUCGCUUCGAUUCCAAGUGCCACAUGGGACGCACACGACGCGCAGUGUUCGUGGGGCGACGCACCUCGCGGCCGUCGACCUCGUCGCAGCCCGCGUCGAGCUGACAAACGCGGCCCUCCAAUCGCUGGUGGAGAGAGCGGGGCUUGCGAUCCUUCAACACGUCUACGUGCGGGGGUACCUAAAGAAGAUGACCAAGCCAUUCCUGGAGCUGGCAGUCGCCAAGCAAGACCACGCAAUGCUGCGCUACGUCCUUCACUGCAUUAACCAAGAGAAUCUGCGACCAUUCAGCGACGACGAGUGGCUGCCACGUGAUGCGCCAAAGGAACCCUCAUCGUUGGAGGCUUUACUUGCCGGCGGUGACAGUCCAUUCAGCCGAUGGGAACACUGCCAAGUGAUGGAGCUCGCUGCUUUCAACGGCGACAUGGCGUCGCUCGAGCUCUUGCACACGAGUCGCCUUCGCGCCGGGUCGGAGCAUGCUAUCGUCUACGCAGCCUACCGCGGCCACAUGCACGUGCUCGAGUGGCUCCAUCAAAACCGACGCGAUGGCUGCAAUGAAGACGCAAUGGCGCUUGCGGCCGCCCGUGGCCACUUUGACGUCGUGCGCUGGCUUCACGAGGUCUACGGGGUUUGGCGGACGCCUGCUGCCUUGGCCACGGCGGUCUACACAGGUCACCUCGCGAUGGUGACGUACCUCUUGGAUGUGCCAACGGGCGGCGUCGACCGACAAAAAAAAGUUGCUAAAAACAGUGGCGUGUGCGCAGCGCUGCCAGAGCGAGAUGGCUAUCUUGGCAGCUCGCAGGGCGACUACGUCCGAGGGUCGCCAGCGCAUUGGGCAGCGAGCCAAGGCCACCUUGAGAUCUUGGAGCUGCUCGUCGCUCGUGGCUACGAGGUGCUACCGAGCGCAAUGGACGCAGCUGUGGAAAAUGGCCACUUGCACAUCGUGCGCUACCUGCACGAGGGUCCGGAGCAGCGUUUUUGCAGCCGUCGACCCCUUGUGAAUGCGAUUUUGAAGACGCAUGAUAACACCGUCGCCUACGUCCUCUCGCGCCGCUGCUGGCAACUCGGUUCGGACAGCGUCGACAUGGAUUUGUACUGGCUGCUCGUGGCCACCGCACGCAGUGGACGCCUCGACAUCUUGAAGCUUCUGAGCGAUGCUUUACCGAUACCAACGACGCUACCAGCUCGCGUCUCGGAGCGCAUGAUGAUCAGAGCAGCGUCCUAUAACCACCUCGACAUGCUCCGGCAUUUGCACGAAGUCGUCGGCUUGGAAUGGACGCCUUUGGUUCACGAGGCAGCGAUGCGCCGCGGAUCCAAGAAGGUACUGCGCUACUUGCAGACGCUUGGGCCUCCGGCGACCUCCGUCUACGUCGUCGACGACCUUACGUUGUGGCAAGAGCACUAUGACUUUAUUCUCACCAUGGAAACAGUCGACGGACACUGGCGUGCGAGACCCAUGUACAUACGCUAGCCGCGGAGGGCGGAUAAAGAGGAUUUAACAUAGCCCGUCAGUAUUAUGG